Molecule: messenger RNA, 3067 nt
Organism: Scophthalmus maximus (turbot)
Lineage: Eukaryota; Metazoa; Chordata; Actinopteri; Pleuronectiformes; Scophthalmidae
Product: sodium-dependent neutral amino acid transporter SLC6A17-like
Exons: 12
Coding region: 551-2767 (738 amino acids)
Biological process (GO): proline transport; L-leucine transport; alanine transport
Cellular component (GO): plasma membrane; synaptic vesicle
Source: RefSeq, a predicted model, not a curated record
AAAAGCGCACGACGACAGCUGCGUCAGGCGGCCACUUCCUCGGGUAGGAGUGGAUAACCUUGACAACUCCGCGCAGUUCUGCGCCUUUUAUCUCUUUCUCUCCGUCCCUCCGUCUCCCUGUCCGCCCGCCGCCCCGCUGCUCACAAGGAGACGGUCGUCGACAGUAACGAGAAGCCCUUCGUGCGUCACGGUGCGCCCCGGACCCUCCACCCCGCGCGUCGACUGGAGGCAGGGCAGCAUGUGAUGCUCCGUCCUCCAGUGUCCUGCCAGCGAGGAGCAAGUGCAGCCCAGCGGAUGUUUCCAGGACUCUCUCCUCAUUUCCUCUGAUUGAACCUUGGGUAGUGUCGAUCGCCACUAAAGACUCAAGGACUGAGGCCUGGACGUGAAAUCCAGCCGUCACCCCGACGUCUCUUCCUUGUAGCUCCAUCCAUCCAUCCCAUCUCUACUCUUUGAAUCACUUCUUUCUGUCUCCCCAACAGUUUCUUUCCCGCUCUCUCUCUCUCUCUCUCUCUCUCCACCCCCACCCCCUUCCCCACCCUCGGCCUCCCUCAUGCCUAAGAACAGCAAGGUGACGCAGCGCGAGCAGAGCCAUGAGCACGUCACAGAGUCGGUGGCCGACCUGCUCGCACACGAGGAGACGCUUGACGACAAGGGCAGCUCCCUGAACGUGGGAGGGGCCGCCGAGAAGAAGGUCCCGCCGAUAGAGCUGUCCGAGAACGACGGACGCCCCGCCUGGAACAGCAAGCUCCAGUACAUCCUGGCCCAGGUGGGCUUCUCUGUGGGACUGGGCAACGUAUGGCGCUUCCCGUACCUAUGCCAAAAGAAUGGAGGAGGUGCCUACCUUGUUCCCUACUUCAUCCUCCUCCUCCUCAUCGGAAUCCCGCUCUUCUUCUUGGAGCUGGCGGUGGGUCAGAAAAUCCGACGCGGGAGCAUCGGCGUGUGGAACUACGUCUGUCCCCAUCUGGGCGGAAUAGGGAUGUCAAGUCUGAUGGUGUGUGGCUUUGUGGGGCUCUACUAUAAUGUGAUCAUUGGCUGGAGCAUCUUCUACUUCUUCCAGUCGUUUCAGUAUCCUCUGCCAUGGAGCGACUGUCCAAUCAGAAGGAACGGGACACUUGCCAUUGUGGAGCCGGAGUGCGAGAAAAGCUCCGCCACAACCUAUUUCUGGUACCGUCAAACUCUGAACACGACCAGCACGAUCGCAGAGAGCGGCGGCCUCAACAUCAAAAUGACCCUGUCUCUGCUGGUGGCCUGGAUCAUCGUCUGCCUCGCCGUCAUCAGAGGAAUCGCCUCUUCUGGGAAGGUGAUGUACUUCAGCUCUCUUUUCCCCUAUGUGGUGCUCUUUUGUUUCCUGGUCAGGGGCUUAAUGCUGAAGGGAUCGGUGGAUGGUAUUGCUCACAUGUUCACUCCCAAGCUGGAGAAGAUGUUGGAGCCCCAGGUGUGGAGGGAAGCAGCCACCCAGGUCUUCUUUGCCCUGGGUCUGGGCUUCGGAGGAGUCAUAGCUUUCUCCAGUUACAAUAAGAUCGACAACAACUGUCAUUUUGACGCCGUGCUCGUCUCUGUCAUCAACUUCCUAACCUCCAUUCUGGCCACGCUGGUGGUGUUCGCCGUGCUGGGCUUCAAGGCUAACAUCAUGAACGAGAAGUGUGUCGUAGACAAUGCAGAGAAGAUCCUGGGAUACUUCAAGUCAGAGGUCCUGAGUCACGAUCUCAAACCUCCACAUGUGAACUUCUCCCAUCUCACCACUUCAGACUACGCUGAGAUGUACGGGGUCAUCAAGACGGUCAAAGAGGACAGCUUCGCCCAGCUGGGUCUGGCGCCAUGUCUCCUUGAGGACGAGCUCAACAAGGCUGUCCAGGGCACCGGCUUGGCUUUCAUCGCCUUCACAGAAGCCAUGACCCAUUUCCCAGCAUCGCCGUUCUGGUCGGUCAUGUUCUUCUUCAUGCUCAUUAACCUCGGACUGGGAAGCAUGAUCGGCACCAUGACCGGCAUCACCACACCCGUCCUCGAUGCCUACAAAGUCCAGAAAGAGCUUUUCACAGUGUGUUGCUGCGUUGUGGCCUUCCUGUGUGGCCUGUUGUUCGUUCAGCGCUCAGGGAAUUACUUUGUGACCAUGUUCGAUGAUUAUUCUGCUGGUCUGCCGCUCACUGUCGUGGUCAUCCUGGAAAAUGUGUCUGUCGCUUGGAUCUAUGGCACUAAAAGGUUCAUGCAGGAUCUGGAAGACAUGUUGGGUUUCCGACCGUGCAUAAUCUAUUUCUACUUGUGGAAGUACGUCUCCCCUUUCUGUCUGAUCAUUCUCAUCUCAACCACGGUCAUAGAGAUGGCCAUCAGCCCACCAGGAUACAACGCCUGGGUCCAAGAGCUGGCUCAGGAACGCUUCCAGAGCUACCCUCCCUGGGCACUUGCCAUGUGUUUUUCUCUCAUCGCGGUGGCCAUGCUCCCUCUCCCUGUCGUCUUCAUCGCCCGGCGGUUCAACCUGAUGUCGGACGGCUCCAACAAGUUGUCCGUCUCUUACCGUAAAACCAUGAUGAAGGACAUUUCCAACCUGGAGGAGGAUGAGGGCAGAUUCAUCCUCGGCACCAAGCCCGGCGAGGUGCCGUCAUCAGUUUCCGCACGUAAAGCGUACCUCACUCCUGGAGGGAACAAACCCCUGGACCAGAACUCCCUGUCUCCAAACAGCUGCUAUGGUACAAGCUACCAAAACGCUGCCAUCAGUCCCACCACGCCAACAACACCAACCACACCUGUCACACCGGAGUCUGACUCUUGACUGCUGUCCGAACAACCCUCUGACAUCCAGUCCCGUAGCACAGUUUACCUUUCACACGUAAAGUCUCCACCGGGCAUCACUGCAGCACCGACAGUCCCCUCCGCUGCCCUGCUAACGCCAAACAACUGUAUGUAGCCGCCUAAUUUAUCUCAGCACGCACGUCCCAGUAUUAGAACCAAAUGCCUCUAUGUUUCCCAGCAUCGGAACAAGACGUCAGUGUGGACAUAGAUGUCAAAAGCAGGAGACAACGAGAAAAACAUAGUGUUUAUGUGCUUAAGGUGAGGGUCUGUGAUCUGCUUU